ACCAAAUGUUUCCACUGUGAAUAGGGCUGGUCUCUCGCUGAGGAAAAAAUUCCAAAAAAAAAAUCAAACGUUUCCACCAUGAAACCCUACAUGUGCACAUCGCCACUGGAUAUCUAUGCUACGGCCACCGCCUAUCGUCGGGUCUCUGCCGCGGCCACUGCUCGUCGUCACAUUCAACCCCGAUCAUUAGGUCUACGCUGUGGUUGCCGCCGAUCGUCGUGUUCCGGUCGUCGGGUCUCCGCCGAGGGUGCUGGUCGUCAGGUCUCCACCGCGGCUGUUGUCCAUCAUCGUGUUCAACCGUGGGCAACGCUUGUCUCGGGACUCCACGGCCGCCCCCAGACGUCGUCGUGUUCCGGUCGUUGGGUCUCCGCCGCGGCCCUGUAGACCAUCUGUAUGCCCAGAACGACCCUCAAACAUUGCAUCGCAAGGUGGGUCAUCCAGUAUGGAUUACCUACGUAGUCAAAGUGAGAGAUACAACAACAUGGAUGCACAUAACAAGGAGGCUCUAUUGCAACGUAAGGGGCAGCACUAUAGAAGAAACGCCAGCGACUUGCCAGAUGUAAAUUUGCCUGGCCUAGCCUCCAACAAUGUAGCUGCCAAAACCAAUUUAGAUGAAUUCGACCGUGCCAUAUUCGAACCUACCCAUACAUUUGAAGACGGUGAAGAAACCGACAUGAACGGUGGCCAUGUAUUGCACACCGACGAUUUAUAUGCUGCUGAUAAUGGAAUCGUUCUGCUACAACCACAAGAUGACAAUUAUGAGUCAUAUGGUGUGUGUGCGGAGGGUGCAGGAGGGCACAGUAUGACUGAUGAUCCUUAUGAAGUGAUCUACCAGAACCUGCCACAGAGGCAUAAAUUAAGAAAUGUUCCUGACUGCCGUUUCUGUGGUGCGAUGAGGUUUCAGUAUGAGCCACCUGGGUUUUGUCGUAGAAAAGGAAAGGUAAACAUACAUAUAUCGGAGGUUCCCAAAGAGCUGAAAAGGUUAUUCACAAGUCAGAACACAAGGUGGAGAAGUAUGGAAGUGCUUCUUCUGAAAAUUGCUGGGACACUUUAGAAUUGGAUAAUUCUGUGUCCUGGAACCAGAAAGACAGCCUCUCCUCUUUGGUAGAAGAACUAAGGAAGAUUGCUUCAAGACCUGGGAGGAUUACUGGCUGAAGCGUGGUCUAUCGGCGACGUCCCUAUCCCUCUGGAAGCUCUCUGACUACAGCUGGGAGCCGAAGCUCAUGCCAGAAGAAUUGUAAGGAACUUUGUGAAGGUGAACUGCUGAUGGCCGGUGGUGAGGAAUCUUGAUCUGCCAUGCGGAGGCCUGAGGACUUGAAGAAAUUUUGGGCAAGUGUCUGUGCUGGUGACAGUGGCGAGGUUUUGUGCCACUGCCCUUCCGUUAGUCUUGUCUUACUCUAGCUUUGGUGUUGCCUGUCUUACUGUUGUUGGGUUGUAUACCUCUGUUGGCUGCCUUGGUGGUAAGCCGAACUGGUGCUGUAAACUGUAUUCGUCUUUUCAUCAAUUAAG
Panicum virgatum (switchgrass) is the source of this 1509-nucleotide messenger RNA. RefSeq lists its product as uncharacterized. Bases 443 to 1054 code for a protein of 203 amino acids. The transcript is spliced from 5 exons. The record is from RefSeq and is a predicted model, not a curated record. NCBI's taxonomy places the organism in Eukaryota, Viridiplantae, Streptophyta, Magnoliopsida, Poales, Poaceae.